AUGGCACCGUUAAUCCGCGUCAUCGGCUCCCUCAACGCCGACAUGGUCUCCGUGACCCCACGCUUCCCAGACCCCGGCGAAACAAUCACCGCAUCGUCAUACUUCAUCAGCGCCGGCGGGAAAGGCGCCAACCAGGCCGUCGCCUGCGGCCGGCUAUCGCGGCGGAAGCCCUCCACGGCCGCUGGCGCGACACGCACAAGCAGCGAGGACGCCGCCGAUGUGAAGGUGGAGAUGGUGGGCGCGGUGGGCGCGCUAGACGGGCACUUCGGAGCGCUCCUGAAGCCGACGCUGGAGAAGUCCGGUGUUGCGACGGCGCGGGUGCGGGAGGUCGAGGGGGCGUAUACGGGGGUGGCGGUGAUCAUCGUGGACUCGUCUGCGGGCGGCGAGAAUCGGAUUCUGUUCUCGCCGGGGGCGAAUUACCAGGGGAUGCGGGCGACGGCGGAGGUGGUGGGGAUGGGGCUUGCGGCGCCGGUGCCGGAUGUGAUUGUCAUGCAGGGAGAGAUUCCUGUUGAGACGGUGAUUGGGAUUCUACGGGACAUUGCAGCGUGGAAGGCGAGGAAUCGGGCGGCGGGGAAGAGGGGGGUUGAGGCCGGGCCGGAUGUGAUGUUCAACCCGGCGCCGGCGCCGCCGGGCGGUCUGCCAGAGGAUGUGUAUGCUGCUGUGGACCAUUUGAUUAUGAAUGAGACCGAGGCGGAGUUGAUGAGUCCGCCAGUUGAGCAGUUGCUCAAGGUUGUUCCUGGAGCGGAGGGAGCGGAUGGGAAUGAGAAGGUGGCUCGGUACUUCCACCAGCUGGGGGUGACAUAUGUUCUGAUCACGCUGGGGUCCAAGGGCGUCUGGUACAGUGCGACGGAUGCCGGAACCUCCGGGCCUGUGGAUGGCGUGAGGAGGUUUGCGAAGCUGAUUCCGGCCGCAAAGGUCAGCAAGGUGUUAGAUACCACGGCGGCCGGGGAUACGUUUGGGGGCGCAUAUGCUGUUGAGGUGGCGCGAUGGCGCGAGUCACGACGAGCCGAGGGCAAAGCUGGACUGGAUGUGGCUGCAGAGGAAAAAGUGUCGCGAUAUCAGGACUUUAUGGACCAUGCUCUGGGUCUGGCAACUCGUGCAUCUGCUCGCUGCGUGGAGCGACAGGGAGCGAUGGACAGCAUUCCGUGGGAGGACGAGAUAUGA
Messenger RNA from Aspergillus clavatus NRRL 1, 1164 nucleotides. RefSeq names its product ribokinase. Gene Ontology annotation, molecular function: ribokinase activity. The transcript has a single exon. Gene Ontology annotation, biological process: D-ribose metabolic process. Bases 1 to 1164 code for a protein of 387 amino acids. NCBI's taxonomy places the organism in Eukaryota, Fungi, Ascomycota, Eurotiomycetes, Eurotiales, Aspergillaceae. The record is from RefSeq and is a predicted model, not a curated record.